AUGUCCACCACAUUGGUAACCCCACUCUGCGGUAACCUUCCUGCGGAACCUAUAAAUCAAGUGCUUCAGAACUCCCCGACGAGUCUUGACAGCGUUAGUAUAGACGAAGAUAUUUUUGAGACGCCCAGAAAGGCUGCACUAAAAAAAUGCGUGCGACAAUUAACAUUUCAACGACAACAGUUACAAAAGAGAAAUAAAAUACUUACUCAACAAAACAAAAGAUUGAAGAAGAGAGUUGCCAGCGUUACAGUUAUACUAAAAGAUUUAAAGAAAAAAGACUAUAUUUCAAAAGAACAAUUUACACAACUCAAUUUAAAAGCCGAAGUCCUAGAUUUAAUAAAUAGAAUAUAUUUAAAAAAGAAAUCAAAGAAGUCAUAUCGCGUAAAGUAUCCCCUCGCUCUUAGGAAAUUUGCACUCACACUUAAUUUUUAUUCUUCUGCAGCUUACAAAUAUGUUAGAAGUGUGUUUCAUACUGCUUUACCACAUCCACGUGUAUUAGCCAAGUGGUAUGAAAGUACUUCUUGCUCGCCUGGGUUUACUCAACAAGCCUUCAACAUUUUGAAGAAGAAGAGCUCUUUUUCAGGCAAACGUCUAUUAUGUACCCUUGUUGCAGAUGAAAUGGCACUUCGGCAUCAAACCACGUUGACUGGUAGAAAAACUGAUGGUCUUGUUGAUUUUGGGUAUUUAAAUAUUAUUUUCAAGAUGCCUGGAAACAAGAACACAUUUCUAAACUACAGUGAAGAUGCUAUGAAAGCUGCAGUUGAAGAGCCUAUGGAUGUUGCAGUGUUCAGAAGCCUUAAAGAAGCAUGGAGGAAAAAAACCCAUCAAUGGAGGAUGGACAAUGUUGUUCAAGGAGGUUCUCAUAUCCUAAAAAAGAAAGAUUUCGCAAAGUUACUGCAAGAAGUGAUACUUCAAAAUAUUACAAAAUCUAUGUUGUCCAAUGGAUUCAAAAAAUGUGGAUUGUUCCCGUGGAAUCCGCAAGCUGUUGUGAUACCAGACCAAGGAUUAUCCCAAGAACAAGAACGUAAUUCAACCGUGAUGAAAACGCAAUACCUAAAGCGGGGUUUGGAUUUUCUUAACGACAUGAUGGGAGCAGAAAAAGUAGCUAUUUUUGAGGCAUCUGAAGGUACUUGGAAUGGAGAUCCACUGGACACUUCUUUAUUUAAAUUGUGGAAGAAAAUAAAAAUAGAGAAACUUUCUUCAGAGGCUGAAGAAAGUUUAAACUGUGUUGAUGGGGAAAAUAUUUCUGACGGGCCGGUCAGAAAUGAUGACUUCCCACAAGCAACAGAGGCCUCUACUAGGAUUGCUGAUAAUUUAUUAGCACACCUCGAUUCUUCAGAGAUUCUUUCUGAUGGAAGAAAUAUAGAAGAAGCUUCUGUAAUGGACUUAGAUAUCAUUACUGCCUUGGAUCCAAAUGCUUCGGAUUCAGUUUCAGUAAUAGAGGCAUCUAGCAGUCUAAAUAAAGAGAACGUGGCAGGUCCGUCACACAAGGAAAUACCAAGUCCAUUUAAGAGGCACUUCUUUUAUCCUGCGUUUGAAGAAAACAAGAAAAAAAGGAUAAUGAGGGAAAGAAUGCCAACGAUUGUGUCCGGAGAAUUGUGCCAAAAAUAUUUCGAAACCAAAAAGAAGAAGAAAGAGGAUCUUGAGCAAUUGAAGAUAGAACGAGCCACUGAAAGGCAACGAAAGAAGGAAGAGAAUGAAAGACUAAAGAAAAAUAGGGUUAAAGUGGUGAAAAAUAAACACAUUAAAAGUGUAUCAAAGAUUCUUUCAGAUAGCUCUGACUCGAGUGUCGAUGUUUCUUCUGGAGAUAGUGUGUUUUCAGAAUCCUCGGGAGAUGAAAACUUAAGCAACCUAAACCCUUCUAGAAAACCGUUAUUAAAACAAAUUAAUGAAUAUGUUAUUUUCACAUACGAUAAUAAGUAUUACCCUGGCAAAAUAAUUAAUGUUACUGAAUAUACUGCAACAAUUUCAUCCAUGAUACAGUGUGGUCGCUUAUGGAAAUGGCCCGAGACCUGA
Arctia plantaginis is the source of this 2016-nucleotide messenger RNA. The record is from the annotation of a GenBank genome assembly. Lineage: Eukaryota; Metazoa; Arthropoda; Insecta; Lepidoptera; Erebidae.